This is a messenger RNA of Fusarium coffeatum, 1581 nucleotides long. RefSeq lists its product as uncharacterized. Gene Ontology annotation, biological process: transmembrane transport; amino acid transport. The transcript has 3 exons. The record is from RefSeq and is a predicted model, not a curated record. The coding region runs from base 1 to 1581 and encodes 526 amino acids. Lineage: Eukaryota; Fungi; Ascomycota; Sordariomycetes; Hypocreales; Nectriaceae. Gene Ontology annotation, cellular component: membrane. Gene Ontology annotation, molecular function: transmembrane transporter activity.
AUGUCCAAACACGACUCGGGCAGCACAAGCACAGGUGCAAUGGAUCCAGUCGUCGAGCAAAAGCCUCGUCGAGGCUCAAAGGCUUCCGUCGGCAACAAUGAAGCUGCCGAUCAGCUCCUCGAGAACCUGGGCUACAAGGCUGAGCUGUCGCGAAACCGCUCUACCUUCCAGGUCGCCUUCAUGUCCUUCGUCCUCGCUUCCAUUCCCUACGGUCUCGCUACCACCCUGGCCUAUCCUCUUGUCGGCGGUGGUCCCGUCAACGUUAUCUGGGGUUGGGUCGCCGUCUCUCUCAUUAUUGUCUGUGUAGCUGCGUCUCUUGGUGAAAUCACCAGUGUCUAUCCUACAGCUGGAGGCGUCUACUACCAAGCUUUCAUGCUCUCCCCUCCUCGAUGGCGUCGCAUUGCAAGCUGGAUCUGCGGUUGGCUGUACAUCGUUGGAAACAUCACCAUCACUCUCGCCGUCAACUUCGGAACCGCCCUCUUCAUCGUCUCUUGCGUCAAUGUCUUCGAGUCGAGCCCCGGCGUCGGCGUCAUGUCCGGCGAGCCCUACCAGGUCUUCCUUGUCUUCUUGGGUCUGACCAUCCUGUGCAACGCCGUCUCUUCGCUCGGAAACAAGUGGCUUCCAUGGAUUGACACCGCCGCCGUCUUCUGGACCUUUGCCGGUGUUAUCGCUAUUGUCGUUUGCGUCCUCGCUAUCGCCAAGGAGGGUCGUCGUGAUGCUGCCUUCGUCUUUGGCCACUUUGAGGUUAACUCUGGAUGGCCUUCUAAGGGCUGGUCUUUCAUGGUCGGUCUUCUCCAUGCUGCUUACGCCACUUCUUCCACUGGCAUGAUCAUUUCCAUGUGUGAGGAGGUUCAGAACCCCUCGACUCAGGUCCCCAAGGCCAUGGUCGCUACCAUCUUCAUCAACACCUUCGCUGGUCUCCUCUUCGUCGUUCCUUUGAUGUUCGUCCUCCCCGACAUGCAGCAGGUCGUCCUCUCAGCCCAGCCCGUGCCCUUCAUCAUCAAGAGCGCUGUCGGCAGCUCUGGUGGUGCCUUCGGUCUUCUGUUCCCUCUCAUCAUCCUCGCCAUCAUCUGCGGUAUCGGCUGCACAACUGCCAGUUCUCGAUGCACUUGGGCUUUCGCUCGUGACGGUGCCAUUCCCGGUGCCAAGUGGUGGUCCAAGGUCAACACUUCUCUCGAUGUUCCUCUGAAUGCCAUGAUGCUCUGCAUGGUUGUCGAAAUUAUCCUCGGUAUCCUCUACUUCGGUUCAUCGGCUGCCUUCAACGCUUUCUCUGGUGUUGGUGUCAUUUGCUUGACUGCUUCUUACGCUACUCCAAUUGCCAUCAGUCUUUUCACUGGCCGCAAGCAGGUCAAGACUGGAAAGUUCUACCUUGGCAAGUUCGGUGCCGCUGCCAACUGGAUCGCUCUCGGCUGGUCUCUCCUCGCCAUGCCUCUCUUCUGCAUGCCCUCCGCUCUCCCCGUUACCCCCGAAACCGUCAACUACGCCCCCGUCGUCUUCGUCUUCGCGUGCCUGGUUUCUGGAAUCUGGUACUGGGCUUGGGGCCACAAGAACUACGCUGGUCCUCCCACCCACGAGGAUUAA